AUGGACCUGAUCAAGUCCCGAUCUCCCCACCCGAACAAACCCCGCUCGCGGUCCACUAGACUUGCACGUCCGAAGAGACCGAGAACUGUAACCUAUACAGGGUCUCGGAAGAUCAAAUGCGAUGAACGUCAAGAUAGCGGAUGCGGUAUCUGCGAGCGAUCUGGGUUAAAAUGCGCUGGCUAUGGUGUAAAUUUGCACUGGGUCACAGACAAGCAACAUUACCAAGGUUUUCAUGAUUGCGAAGUACACACUAUAUUCAUGCGCUCAUACAUGUUCAUAGAUCGAUCCAGCUCAAUUUACAUCCCAGAUGAUGAGCUCGACAAAAUAUUAUCGGCUCUCGAUAAUAUCGAUGCGUCAUCUGAGACGUUAUGUAUGGGUUCAUUCUCUAUUUUCAAAACUCGCACCACCUCCAAUGAAUCUGCCAUAAAUGCUGACGACUAUGGCGAAAUCACCAUGGAACCAACACGCAUGAUCAAGCCUCACUUUGAAUUGUCGCUACCUCUGUUCCAAAACCCAGAAAUAUCGCUUCUAUUAUACCAUUACAAAGAUCAUGUGGCUGCUCUUCUUCAACCGGUCUGGCAUGCUGAAAACCCUUGGCGAACCACUUAUCUUCCGUUUGCCCUUGAAGGGUGUCCUGAUCUCUUUGUCAUCCAGAAUGCUGGGCCUUCAUCUGCGGCGUCGACUGCCAUUUUUCAUGGAAUACUCUCAUCAGCGGCAUUUCAUCUUCGAAAUCUCACUGGUGGGUCUGAAAGGUUCAAUUGUCUGGGCUUUCAACAUCGCUCAAAGGCACUAUAUGCCCUGAACACGGCGCUCAUCGACACCGAUGAUUCACAUUUAUACACUAUACAAUUGACGGCAAUGCUGUCAUUGGUGACUAUUGAUACUAUAACGGGUGAGGAUUCCGAUUUUCCAAUCCACCUGAAAGGCUGCAGACAGCUACGACAAUGUCACGAGCCCAAGGCCAUCGAAAGCCCAAGCCAGCAGGUCAAUAGUAUAUGCAACUUCCUUACUCUCCUGGGAAGAACUACAUCGAAGGAACUCCAGAUGACCCCGACCGCAGCUGAGUGGCGUCCCGAGAAGGCUCUAUUCAGUGACAAUGAUAUCCACAUCGAAUACAUAUACGGAAUAACUCCCCUUUUGGGCAAUCUUCUACACCUGACGUGUCAAGUCUCCGAAGCCCUUCAACUAUGCGACAAGCAACACAUCCCCAUCUCCCUUAGGGAUGCCCGUGACGACCUAAGGACCAGGCUACUGGAUUGGAGUUUAGCAAAAGACGACUGUCAUCUAGCCGACUCUGGGGUCGAUAUACGUAUGCUCGAGAUAAUCCGUCGUCAAGCCUGCGCAUUCCACAGCGCUGUCUUAAUAUUGUAUUAUCGUGCUAUUGAAAAUCAUCCUCUAAUAAGCCCGCAGAGGCAAGCGUUUAAUGUCUGGAAAAAUCUCAAUAUAGCGGAACAGAGGAAAGAACACGAUAUACAAAGCCAAAAGUAUACAGCCCCGAUGUCCUGGCCUGGCUUUAUUGCUGCAUGCGAAGCUGUUGACCGCACGCCGUGGAUGGAGUGGUGGGAGAAUGUCCAGCGAUACAAUCUGGGAAAUUUCCGGCGACAAUGGGAGAUUAUUCAGGAAGUUUGGGGAAUUAUGGAUACUACUAGUAGUAGACAAGGUGGUAUGUGCUGGCGAGAUGCGUUGCAGCAAUCUGGGAAAUUGGUUUUACCAAUUUGA
Messenger RNA from Penicillium verhagenii, 1719 nucleotides. Its product is annotated as fungal specific transcription factor domain-containing protein. Gene Ontology annotation, biological process: positive regulation of transcription by RNA polymerase II. NCBI's taxonomy places the organism in Eukaryota, Fungi, Ascomycota, Eurotiomycetes, Eurotiales, Aspergillaceae. The record is from RefSeq and is a predicted model, not a curated record. The transcript has 4 exons. Gene Ontology annotation, cellular component: nucleus. The coding region runs from base 1 to 1719 and encodes 572 amino acids. Gene Ontology annotation, molecular function: transcription cis-regulatory region binding; DNA-binding transcription factor activity.